GUCAUCUCUGUGCGCCAUUCCGAAGAAAACAGCAGCGGGAAAAUGGCGGACGUGGUGAACGUUGGCGUGAAUCUGGACGCUUUUUCUCACGCAAUCAGCGGCAUUCAGGCGCUGCGGUCGAGCGUGACUCGCGUGUUCGAGUCCCUUAAAGAUGGCAUGAAGAACCGCGAGACGCUGGAGGGACGCGAGAAGGAGUUUCUGGCCGAGUUCCAGGACAACCUGCAGGCGGUGAACCGAGACCUGAAUGAGCUGGAGCGGCUCAGUGGUCUGGUGGGCCGUCCCUCAGAGUCUCAUCCCCUUCACAACAGUGGUCUGCUCAGUCUGGACCCGGUUCAGGAUAAAACUCCUCUGUACUCUCAGCUCCUUCAGGCCUACAAGUGGUCCAACAAGCUGCAGUACCACGCCGGCUUAGCCUCCAGUCUGUUAAACCAGCAGUCGCUCAAGCGAUCCGCCAAUCAGAUCGGAGCUUCAGCCAAAAGAAGACCCAAAGUCCAGCCGAGCACCCUGGUGCUCCCCCCUCAGUACGUGGACGACGUCAUCUCGCGGAUCGGCAGGAUGUUUCCGGAUAUGUCCAUCGAGCUUUUCAGACCCAACGGCACGUCUGCCGUGCUGCUGGUGACUCUGGGGAAAGUGUUGAAGGCCAUUGUCGUGAUGCGCUCGCUCUUCAUUGACCGAACAGUUGUCCGGGGAUACAACGAGAAUGUUUACAACGAAGAUGGAAAGCUGGACAUUUGGACCAAGUCUCAGUACCAGGUGUUUCAGAAGGUAACAGACCACGCCACCACUGCCCUGCUGCACUACCAGCUGCCCCAGAUGCCUGAUGUGGUGGUCCGGUCCUUUAUGACCUGGCUGCGCAGCUACAGCAAACUCUUCCAGGCUUCUUGUCAGCGAUGUGGUCACUUCCUCCAGGACGGACUCCCACCAACGUGGAGGGACUUUAGGACCCUGGAGGCAUUUCAUGACACCUGUCGAAUGUAAAGGGACACUUCCUGUUGAUAGUUUUUGUAUAUCAUAUUUUGAUUUGUAUAAAAGAAUAAUCCAUUUUGA
Molecule: messenger RNA, 1047 nt
Organism: Oryzias latipes (Japanese medaka)
Lineage: Eukaryota; Metazoa; Chordata; Actinopteri; Beloniformes; Adrianichthyidae
Gene: med27
Product: mediator complex subunit 27
Biological process (GO): regulation of transcription by RNA polymerase II
Cellular component (GO): mediator complex
Molecular function (GO): transcription coactivator activity
Source: RefSeq, a predicted model, not a curated record